Fukomys damarensis (Damara mole-rat) is the source of this 8110-nucleotide messenger RNA. RefSeq names its product neuronal tyrosine-phosphorylated phosphoinositide-3-kinase adaptor 2 (gene Nyap2). The transcript is spliced from 8 exons. The coding region runs from base 904 to 3051 and encodes 715 amino acids. The record is from RefSeq and is a predicted model, not a curated record. NCBI's taxonomy places the organism in Eukaryota, Metazoa, Chordata, Mammalia, Rodentia, Bathyergidae. Gene Ontology annotation, biological process: neuron projection morphogenesis; phosphatidylinositol 3-kinase/protein kinase B signal transduction.
AAGCAUCGUUUGCAGCAAGAAUAGUCAUUCUUUAUGGAUUCAUAUUUUUCUAUUCCAAAGACUAAACUGGUGCUAUAGUGGCUAUCAGUAAAGGGGUUUCUUUACCCUCCUUUCAUUUUAUUAUUCACUCAUCAGACUUCAGCUCAGUUGGAUAAAAGAGAGAGGUUCUGUUGCCUAGAUGUGAUGCCUUUAAUGAGGAUGGGAGCCCCCAGGGAGUCCAAAUCCAAAGUAGAACGGUCCUGCUUUCGGGUUUCUUGCCAUUUCUUCGGUUGCUUCUCUCUUUUCCAUUGGGUCUAGGGAGCGGGAGCUAUCCAAGGUGCUAGGAUGCCGGCACCUUUGCCGCUCAGUGCAGACGGAUUGCAGGAGGAGAAGAGAGAGAUUACUGCUUAUUUCAGAAAGAAUAUAAUCAAAUGAGGUACCUUAGCCAGCCUGGUGAUUGCUUCGGGUCUUGUAAUCAGCUGUGUGGCAAAGUGGGUAAAAUCAUCCAAUUUCUUCCCUGCUGGACCUGGAAGGAGAGGGGCUGUGUGUUCAUCCCCACCCAUUAGCUGUGCCCUCUUUUCUCUGAAUGUCAAUUUAAGGAAGCGAGCACCUGUCUUCCACCCGUGCAUCUUCCUAGCAAACUUUAAAGGCCAUUUUAUCCGAUAGGAAGAACAUCCAGAAUCCUCUGAUUACUAGUGAUGCAGAACCUGGGAUUCAACACUUUCCCUGUCCUCAUACAAUGCACUUUAAUUGAAGAAAAACUGAGCUGAACUACAAGUCUGUUUCUUAUGGUGCUGGAUUACUCCUACAGAACUGCCCUGAGACCAGCGUGAGCGAGCAAGGGCUCUGGCAGACACAAGUCACCUUCUGAUUAUUGCACUUAGCUCUCCCUGGGGACUUGCAUUUGGGAAGAGUUCCUUUCACAUGAUUCCCUCCAAGAUGAUGAGUGUGAACCCUGAGGGAGAUCCUUUGGACAACUUUCUACAGUACAUCGAGGAUAUGGGCAUGAAGGCAUACGAUGGCCUGGUUAUUCAGAACGCAUCCGACAUUGCUAGAGAGAACGAUCGUUUGAGAAAUGAAACAAACUUGGCCUAUCUGAAGGAGAAGAAUGAAAAGCGCCGAAGGCAAGAAGAAGCAAUAAAACGCAUAGGUGGAGAAGUAGGACGAGGCCAGGACGCGAGCUACGUGGGCAAGCAUUUCCGCAUGGGAUUCAUGACGAUGCCCGCACCUCAGGACAGGCUUCCCCAUCCCUGCUCCACAGGAUUCACGGUGAGGUCCCAGUCCCUGCACUCCGUCGGGGGCACCGAGGAUGACACCAGCUGCUCCCGGAGACAGCCACCACCCAAGCCCAAGCGUGACCCCAACACCAAGCUGAGCACCUCCUCGGAGACGGUCAACAGUAGCACAGCCAGUAAGGGCGGGAAGCCCCUGGAGAGGACCGAAGUGUCAGCCAAACCGAGACCCCACAGCGAUGAAUAUUCAAAGAAGAUCCCUCCUCCGAAGCCUAAAAGGAACCCCAACACUCAGCUGAGCACGUCUUUCGACGAGACCUAUAUCAAAAAGCAUGGGCCUCGCAGGACGUCGCUCACACGGGACUCCUCCCUCUCCCAGGUCAGCAGCCCUGCGGGGGAGCCCGAGGAGGAGGAGCCUGUGUACAUAGAGAUGGUGGGCAACAUCCUCAGAGAUUUUAGGAAGGAGGACGAAGACCAGAGCGAGGCCGUCUACGAAGAGAUGAAAUACCCCAUCUUCGACGACCUGGGCCAGGAUGCCAAGUGUGAUCUGGACCAUCACAGCUGCUCCUCACAGUGUGCCACGCCCACGGUGCCUGACUUGGACGCGGCCAGGUCUUCAGUGCCAUGCACGCCCAAGGGUCUGCUCUGUGACAUUCCCCCGCCCUUCCCCAACCUGCUUUCUCACAGGCCCCCGCUGCUGGUGUUCCCCCCGGCUCCUGUGCACUGCUCCCCCAAUUCCGACGAGUCUCCACUGACCCCCCUGGAGGUCACCAAGCUCCCCGUGUUGGAAAACGUGUCUUACAUGAAGCCACCGCCAGCCGGAACAUCGCCACCCUCUGGCCACGCCAAGCUGGACAAGGACCAGGCCGGAGCCCUGGGUCCUGCUCCGGCCACUGCUGUGCUGUCCUCGUCCCCACCUCCCCCUUCCACUUUGUACCGAACCCAGUCUCCCCAUGGCUACCCCAAAAGUCACUCCACUUCCCCAUCUCCCGUCAGCAUGGGUCGGUCCCUGACCCCGCUGAGCCUCAAGAGGCCGCCCCCAUAUGACGCCGCGGUGCAUUCUGGCAGCCUCUCCCGGAGCUCGUCCUCAGUGCCUCCUGCCACCCCCAGGCCCUUGUCGCAGGACGGGACCAAGAUGGUCCAUGCCGCGGUGAACACCUAUGGCUCAGUGCCCGGUGGUUCUCGAUCCCGAACACCCACAAGUCCCUUGGAAGAGCUGACCAGCCUCUUUACCUCAGGACGCAGCCUGCUGCUGAGGAAGUCGUCCAGCGGCCGGCGCUCCAAAGAGCCAGCAGAGAAGUCCACAGAGGAGCUGAAAGUCCGAAGCCACAGCACAGAGCCAUUACCAAAGUCGGACAGCAAAGAGAGAGGGCACCACGGGGCGGCUUCCUGCAGAGAGCCUGUCAAAGCUCAGGAAUGGGACGGAACCCCAGGCCCGCCAGUGGUCACCAGUCGAAUGGGAAGAUGCUCUGUGAGCCCCACCUUGUUGGCAGGAAACCACAGCUCAGAACCUAAAGUAAGCUGCAAGUUAGGCCGGUCUGCGUCUACAUCAGGUGUGCCUCCUGCCUCAGUUACUCCUCUCAGGCAAGCCAGUGACCUGCAGCAGAGCCAGGUGGCAUGCAUGCAGUGGUUUCAUGGAGACCAUACAAUGCUUGAGAUGAUUGAGAAAAAGCGUUGCUUAUGCAAGGAAAUAAAGGCUAGACAGAAAACGGAAAAGGGCCUUUGCAAACAGGAUAGCAUGCCUAUUCUACCCAGCUGGAAGAAGAACGCAGGUUCAAAGAAGUGCAGCCCUCCGCCCUACUCUAAGCAGCAGACAGUGUUCUGGGAUACGGCCAUAUGAGUGUGUGCAGGACCCGGACUCCACGCCGCUUAAUAUGAAGAGGGAGGCCGACUCAGUCCCUUGAUAUUUAAUGGUUGCGUAUCUUCUCUGUGGGCGUGCAGUGCUACAGGGAGCUGUGCCUACUUACAGCAUGUUCGAUAUGAAAUGUAUAUGUCCUUGAAAUCAAGGCACACUUAAUUUAUCCCAGAUUAUUUUGAAUCCUGAAGAUAUUAAAGUGUAAAUAUUUUACUAGUUUAUGGGUGACACCUGAAUCAAUACACACUAUACGUAUAUAAAGUACAGAAAUAUCAAGUUUACUAUAUGAUAUAAUUUUGGUAUUAACUGGUUUGUUAUCUCUUUUAUAUGUAAUUCCUUGAUGCCUUUUAUUAUUAAUUUUUUCUUUAAAAACCCUUUUCUUUUUCCUCCUCCCUACGUAUGGCUUCUGUAGAAGAGCUCACAGCUAUAAAUCAUAUUCAACCACAUAAUACAUGAUCUGGUGCUAGUAAUGUAAAAGUUGAAUGUCACAUUCAUUAAGAACACCGCUGCUUUUUAUGUUUUUAAGGUUCUGACAGAAAAAUCAAUGCAAAAAUGAUGUUAAUUUGGAUGUCCAGGUUACAUCGACACCAACAUUUUUACUACAUUGGUUUCAUAAAAUUUCCUCUCCAAUACCUUCUUGAUUAUAUCAAGCAGUGGUUAGUCAGACUGUAGAGAAAGUUGCUAGGACAUUUCCUUCAGAAAUGACUUAGGGACACGUGUCCUUGCAUCAUGGAUCUGACGGGAGGAGACCAGGGUUCACUGUGACAAUGGAAGGAGUAAGGAAUCAGAAAUUCAAGAGCGAGAUUGCAUUCGAGAGGGUGGGGCCAGUGGCUCUGUGGUCACCGCAAACACAGUUUCCAAGUCACAUUUCACAUACGUGAUUGUUUCCCUUACAAAAAGAAAUAAAAUUUAACUAGACCAGCUUACCUAGUUUAGCACCCGAAAUGCCAGACUUUUUCAAAAUUUAAAUCCAUGAAUGGAAAAGUAUUUCUUGUUAUUUCAUUCAAACUCAUUAUUACAUUUCGGGUCAUAAUCUGUGUAUAACCCUCAUAACAGUUCUUACCAAUCAUGACUUCAUGACCAAAGAAUUAUGAUUACUUCUUUAUUUUAUAUUUUUUCAAGGAAGAAACAGGAAAUACAGGGGAUAGAGGAUAAGGCGGAUUCAAUUUUAUGUGGUGAUGAAAUUUAAGUUUAAAAUAAUUCCAUAUAUCUUUUAAAAGUAAUUUGUUAGUUGAAUAUAAAUAUUGCCACAGAUAAAUAAAAAGGAAACUAUCACAUAUAUUUUAUAUAUUUAAAUUACUAUUUAUGCUUCCUAAAAUUGACAGUAUGUGAUUCUUCACUAACAAUCAGUUUAGUAUUAUAUUUCUGAGAGACAAAAAGUGUGUGUCUGGAGUUAUUGUUACAGUAGCUUUCCUUGUAAGGGUAUUGACAGCUAUCGUGGUGUGCUGCUCAAUAAAACCAAAUAUGACAGGAAUUAGGGAAUUUUUGUAAUCUAUAUUGAUAAAAAAAACUAGCAGUGCUUUACCAGUAAUAGUUCCUUUCAAGAGCCUUUGAAAUGUUAAAACAUAAUUUUGUAAUGUUUUAUAAUCAAUGUAUAUUUUGAUGUCCAACUAGAUUCUGAAAGAAUAAGGAAAAAGGUAAGUGGGAGCCUGUGUGUGUUUGUGUGUGUGUGUGUGUGUGUGUGUGUGAAUGAGUAGUAAGUGGGAGAACUGUAUACAUGAAAACCUUACAGAAGUUUUAGGUUUUGCUGGCAUUAAUGAGGUGGUGAAAAGAGCAGAAUCACAAAUAUAAGAAAUCUCAGAGGGAUCUUAAGUAAUUUAAAUGUAUCCUGCCACUACAUUUAACCAACUAGAAUUUAUAUUUCAAAUUCAACAACCAAUGCAGCACAAAUCUAAGUGAUGAAAAAUGUGUAAAAUUAAAAGCAUAAGUAAAAUGCAUUAUGACCCAAAUUGCUAUUUUGAUUUAAAUUAUUGUGACUGUGUAUACUCACGACAAUCAAUCAAACACAAGAUACCAAUUCUCAGCAUCCUUAUGAUCUUGGCACAUAUAUAGUCAAGCUCAAGGUGGAAAUGCUUAUCCAUUGUUUGAAUUUACUCUAAGGCACCAUCUUUCUGCAGGGAGACCCAGGUGUAUUUCUUAGAUGCGGGUCUUGCCCAUAGCUCUCUGAACUAGGCAGAGUGUGUUUUUUAACACUCACCACUUUGUCCAGAAGGAAACAGGUACUACAAUGAUGUGUGACAGGUUCAAUCAUUCUCAUUUGUUCUGUCAAACUCAUAAUGUUCUCAGAUUUCACAUAUCCCUUGUUCAAAUACAUUAUUUUCUGAGGACGUAACGUUUGAAAUUCUGACCUUAGGCAAACAUUUCAAUGCACUUCUCCAAAUCUGCCCCAACAUAGAAAGAGACUGAAAUAUCUGGAAAAGUGGUUCACUGAGAUUUGACUCAAAAGCACUGAUUUUGUGCCUAUACAAUGUUUAAUUGUCCACUGUGGCAAAAGCCAUUCUAUAAUCAUUGUCCUCUUUGUAUAGUGUUUUUCUAUGUAGAGGAAAAGAGAUGAUUACUCUAGAGAGAAAGAUAAGCUGAUUCUCUGGUAGUGAUAAGUUGGGACACUUCUGUGUAUGAAUUUGGUCAGAGGAUAACCUCAAUCAGUAUACUGUGCCAUGAUAAAGCUCUUAUUUCCAGCAGUGCCAAAGAACAAAUUAUAACAUGGCAUGGUUAUUGGUUUAAAGAGCUCAUGCUUAUGAAAAAUUGUCUUUUCACAGCAGAUUUUAUAGAAACAAAAUUUUACUGGCUGUCAGCAAGAGACUUUUAUAUGUGAGAUACUUUUUCUGAAGAGAAAAAACAAAUUUCUUUACCAAUGAUGGAGAAAAAAAAUGAAAUACUGCAUUUUUCGUCAUAGAAGCCAGCAUCACCUGAAUUAUGACAGUAGUCCUUUUUUCUAAACUCUGGCAACCUUUCCCUGUGUUUCUGUUACUGAAACAAAUCUGGAGUGAAAAGAAGGUUAAUUUCCACUCAUUUUAACUAAUUGGGAAAGUACAACAAAACAUUGUGAAUUUAAAAUGUGUAUAGUAGAUUUAAAGAAUAGAUACCUUCAAACACACAACAAUUGUCUGGAUAUAAGUGGAUACAACUUCACUUAUCAGAAGUGACAUCGCUUCAAAAUGAUGAACAAGUUUCUUUGCAUCUAGAAAAUAAAAACAUUUUUUCUUACCAUGGCUUGGGCAUCAGUGUAGGUCUUGUCUAUGUACGGAAUUUGGUUUGAUUCUUUGAGCAAAUUCAGUGACUAAAUCAGUAACACUAAACAACCUUAUAUGGUUGGUUUUCUCACUGACCAAAUAAGACAUCAAGACAAGACAGACAUCCAUGCAGUUUUCCAAUUACCUACAUGUUAAUCAAGCCCGUUUUUAAAAGUAGAGCUUGUAAGAUAACUAUACUUUCUACCAGGGACUUAGCUCAGUGGUUCUGCCACCUGCCUUGUAAGUGCAAGGACCCAAGUUCGAUUCCUGGUACCAAAAAACAACAACAUCUACAAAAACAAAAAAUGAAAUUACACUUUCAUGUGAAAUUAAGAAGAGAUUUUCAUGAUUUAAUCAGUGAUUCUGAGAAGAGAGUUAAUUCACAUGUGCAAAGGAAUACAUAUAUACAAUAAACCUGUAAUUCAUAACUCUUCAUGUCCUAAACUUAAAUGAAAAUAAAAGAAAAAAGGUACAUAUAGUGUUUAAAUUUAUCUUACUAGAUUUCCCUGUAAGGAAGAAUAGAUGGCUAAUUGAAAAAGGUGGACAUUUUGUUAUUAACCAAUUAUUUUUUUGUGAGUUUGUUAUUGAACAACUCAUGUAUCGUUGAAUUAAAAUAAAAUUUUGAAGCACUUCGAAUUAAACAUUGGAAAAUUUGUGGUCCUCGUAUUUAAGGAGCUUGCUUAUGCAAUCAUUAGUAUUUUCAAAAUAAAGCCAAUUGUUUUUAAGAAGAUAAGCUCAUGUUUGACAGCUCUUAUAGGUUUAUAUAUGGUAUUCUCAUUUUUCUGAUCCAGUGUACAGUCAAAAUAAGAUACUAAACCAUACUGAAUUUAGUGUUGAAGUAUAAACUAUGUUUAUGUGUAAGCCUCUAUAUGUACACACACAUACGUACUGCUACCUGUGUAAAUCAGUAAAAGGGUAACACAUUUUGCUAUGUUAGAUUUCAUCAUUAUGACUUGGGAAUUUAAUGAUUUAAAACCCUUUGAUAUUUGGGUCAAUUAUGUGUAACAAAAUGUUUAUAAUCUGGGAAAAAUGUCCAAAUUCAUUUCCUUUUAAAUAUUAUGAAGUUUAAAAUUAAGGGGAAAACAUUUUUAAAGAAAUCGAUGGGCUCAUUUCAACCAGGCAUGUGUGAAAACCUUUGAAUUACUUAGUUGUUCCCAAAUAUAACUGGGUUUGCCCACCCUGAAAGCAUCUACAUCUACACGUGUAUACACCCACAUACAGAUUACACACUGUAUAUAAUAUAUAUGAAAAUGGUUAGUAUGCACUUCUUUUGUUUGGAGUUCCUUAACAUUUAUAGUGUAGCAAUUUGUGUAAAGUGCACUGUGAUAAUUAAAAAACAAAGCACAGUAAAGUCACAGGUCUUGUUAUCUUGCACUAAAAACGUGUUUACGUAUUUAGCAGUUGUUUGUUUACUUUCUUGCUCUUUUCAAACAGUUGAAACAAAUAGCUAUGAAAAUGAUACAAAAUGCUAUGUUUUUUAGUGGCUAAUGGCACUACAUUUUUUAAAAGACAGGGUUUUUAAAGAAAACCAUUUAACAUCCAUCCCAAUAUAACAUGUUUACCAUAUCUAAACAUAUGAAUGUCAUACUGUAUUUUCAUUGCUCAUUAGAAAUGACAGGUAUGUGCCUGAAAAUUUGUGCAAAUAAGCAUAAGAUAACAGAUUUCUCUACUCUUGUGUUAUUAGCCAUUUCUAUACACAUAAUGAUAUAAACACUGGUGUUUCACUGUCUCUUAAUUUUUGUACUUGAUUUUUUUAGGUAACAUGUAAUUAUAAUGUACUUUGAUACUAAUGAAGUAACCAGAUGUUGUUU